UUUUUUUUCAAAAAUUGCAGGAAGUUGGGAGGUGUUUUCCCAUUCAUUCUUAUGGGAACAUUUUCAGCUUUAGCCCUGUUAAUGCUCCAGCAUAUGUGCAGCGAGAGAAACUGUUCACCUCUUUAAGCUCUUUCAGCCCUCUUACUUCUCAGCUUUUCUGCCUUUUCAGUUUUUUAAAUGUUCAUCUUUCUUCCUUUUCAGCUUUCAUCAUGCAGCAGGUGACAUCUCACAUCCCAUUAGUGAGCUCGUCUCUGACCUGGCUGAAUUCUCUGGAUCUUUUUUAGGAUCUCCCAAGAGAACCAGUGUGCUUGAUAGAGUGGUGGCACACAGACUCCCAAGAGCAAGCACAGUAAGAUGGAACUUCAAUCUAUCAAUGCCGUGAACACCGUGUUUGAGCACAAAGGUGACAUCAUCCAGUGUUUUGAAACCAUCAGAGGAGUUUGAGCCUACCACUCUGCGGAAAGCUGGAGGGUUUGUGAAAAGAAGCGGACCGUCGACUCAGUCUUUGUCCAGGGAAUCAUAGUAAAAACAAACUAUCACCUGCUGCUGAGAGAAAACUGGCCAGGAUCAUCAAGAAUCAACUAAAAACACCUUAAAGCAAGACUGCAAUUAAUUAGAAGCUAUUGGAAGACAGGUGUAAGUGUCCUUAGUUAAGUGUGUCCACAGUGCAAGAAGCUCUUGAUCCAGACACGACACCUUAAAGCUCGACUAAAGUUUUCUGCUGUUCACAUGGACAAAGACAAAAACACAGUGAGCAGCAAUAUGUUUGGAGGAGAGAAAGAAGGUGAAGGUUUAACCCCAAGAACACCAUAACUACUGUCAAGCAUGGUGGUGAUUGUAUUAUGCUGUGGAGCUGUUUUGCUGCCAGUGGUCCUGCUGCUCUCAAGAAAGUAAAUGGAAUAAUGGAGAAGGAGGAUUAUCUCCAAAUUUUUCAGAAAAAAACAAAAAUCAUCAUCCCUUGCUUUUGGGUGCAGUUGGGUGUUCCGACAGGACAGUGGUCUCAGACACACAUCAAAAAUGGUAAAGGAAUGGAUCAAUCAGGCUAGAAUUGAGGUUUAGUAAUGGCUUUCCCAAAGUCCUGACUUGAACCCCAUUGAGAAAACGUGGACUGUGCUGAAGAAACAAGUAUGUGCUGGGAAGCAAACACAUUUAACUGAACUUCACUGAUUCUGGGAAGAGGAGUGGCUGUGGGACAUUUAACCAAAUAUUAGAAUCACUGUGUAUAUUUUUGAGCUGGCAGAUUUGGUCAAAUUUUCUGAAGACCUAUAAUGAAUUAAUGAUUAUAAUUAUAUUAUUAUAUUAACAAAGUGCAUCUCUGCAACUACAAGGUCUGUUUAACUAAUCAAGGUACUACGUCACAGAAAAAUAAAUGUAUGUUAGCUUUUGACUGUGACUGUAUGUCAGUAUGGUUAUUUUACCAUUAUGUAAUGCAUUUCACACCGACAAGGUGUGUGUGUGUGUGAGUGUGUGUUUGUCUGUAUGUAUCAGUGCCCCUCCUCCUCCAUGAUACAUGAUAUGCCUCCUCCUCUCUUUCAGCUCACAUUCUGUCUUACUUUUGUCAGUCUAUCUGGACUCUGUCGAUUCAACUUGAUACAGAUACUAGGACUUUUCUUCAGUCAUGUUUCGGGUUUCUCCACCCGUGUCUGUGUUGUUACUGUUUGCGCUCUGGGCUGUUGCUGUGGUGAAUGCUGUCUGGAUUCCCCCGAGGAAACCACUGAAAGAAAAUGUAGACUACACUCAAGACCUAAAUAUUGCUAAGAUCCACUCAGACUUUGACGAUGGUAGUGGAAAUAUUGUCUAUUCCCUUGAAGGUGUUGGUGCAAACAGUCCUCCCUAUCAUGUGUUUGUGGUUCAUCCUACAACUGGAGUAAUUCGUGUGACCAAAGUUCUUGACAGGGAGUUCAUUAGUACAUAUGAUCUUCAGGGUGUUGCUAAAUACAAAAAUGGCGCACUAGCAGAGGAAAAUGUUGACAUACGAUUCCAGGUUGUAGAUGAGAAUGACAACACUCCAGUGUUUCAAAAAAUGAACCCUGGGGAAGUGGAUGAGCUCAGUCCUACAGGAACUUCAGUCAUGAAAGUAAAUGCAACUGAUGCUGAUGAACCUGAUAAUCCGAACUCCAUGAUUGCCUACACCCUCUUGGAUCAGAAUCCACCUGGUGACAUGUUCUCCAUUUCAAAGGAUGGGACCAUCUAUGUCAACAAUCCUUCCUUGGAUAGAGAAACAGUUGAUAAGUACACUCUGACGGUGAAAGCUCAAGACUUGAAUGGCAAUGAAGGGGGAAAUACUGCAACUACCACUGUGACUAUUAAUAUCCGAGAUGUGAAUGACAACCUUCCCACUUUGGAAAAAGCAAAGUAUGAGGGCAGCAUUGAGGAGAACACAAAAGGUGUUGAGGUGAUGAGGAUCAAAGCAGAGGACCUGGACUUGGAGGGAACAGACAACUGGGAGGCUGAGUUUGAAAUUGUCAAAGGCAAUGAGGCGGGGUACUUCAGCAUUAAAACAGACCCCAACACCAAUGAGGGCAUCCUAAUGCUUGACAAGGCUGUGGAUUAUGAGGACGUGAAGGACCUUGACCUCGGAAUAGCUGUGAGAAACAAGGCUCCACCACAUAGUGGAUCUGGGGGAAAUGUUGGAACUGGUAUAAGUUUUGGACCAGGCAGACCAACGGGUGCUGGGGGAGGGGGCGGAGCAGGUGGGGGAGGCGGAGCAGGUGGGGGUGGGGGAGGCGGAGCUGGUGGGGGAGGCGGAGCAGGUAGUGCCACUGGUGCUGGAGGUUGGUCUGGAGGAUCAUCAUGGCAAAGUGGGACCAAAUAUAAAACCUAUCCAAUCAAAAUCAAUGUCAAGAAUCAGCCAGAGGGGGCAGCUUUUGACCCCAAAGUCAAAUCUAUUCCCAUCUCAGAGGGUGGCGAAAUUGACUUAACUAAGGUUAUUGCCCGAUACCCUGCAAUAGAUGGAGACACUGGGAAACCAGCUGAGAAUGUCAGGUAUGCCAAGGGCUCAGACCCUGACAACUGGCUAACUAUCGAUCCAAAGACAGCUGAGAUCAAACUAAACAAGAAGCCCGACAGAGAAUCUCCAUUCCUGGUCAAUGGGACCUAUUAUGCUCAUGUGUUGAGUAUUCCAGAAGAUAUGAAUGGAAAGACAUCAACUGGCACCAUAGCCAUCCAGGUGGAAGAUUUUAAUGACCACUGCCCCACCUUAACCAGUGACUUCCAGUCCAUGUGUACUACAGAAGAUGCUGUUAUUGUGAAUGCAAAAGAUGAGGAUAGUUUCCCUAAUGGAGCACCUUUUGACUUUGCCAUUGUCCCAGAGGGCACAAAGGGCAAAUGGCAGGUGGAACAUCUCAAUGAAACGGCAGCUAUCCUAAGGGCUCAGGAGUCAAUGUGGCCUGGCAUUUAUGAAGUGGAAUUUUUGGUGAAGGAUGAGCAGGGAAAGGCCUGUCCUGAACCACAAAAAGUGAAUGUCCAAGUUUGUACCUGUGAGGAUGGAGUGUUAUGUGGAAAACGAGGCGCCAAUGGUCAGCCCAGCAAAGGAGCAGAAUUAGGACCUGCAGGCAUUGGGCUGCUACUACUAGGCCUGCUGCUCUUACUGCUCAUUCCUCUGUUGCUGCUCUUCUGUAAUUGUGGCGGGGCUGCAGGACUGCCAGGAAACUUUACUGAGAUGCCAUUUGACACCAAAUCACACCUCAUUAACUACCGCACUGAGGGCCAGGGAGAGAAUACGGAGGUGCCGCUACUGACCAUGCCAACACAAAUGGAUGGACAGAUGGUGGAGACGGGAAUGGCUAACAGAACUUCAACAUUGGCACCCAUGGCAUCUUUUGACUACGAGAAAUCAGUCACUUCCAUGGAUGGGAUGAAUGGGGCGAUCUACCCAGAAGGUUUUUCUAGUGUCCACAGAGAAGGGACAAUGGGGAGGAUGAACCAGAUGAGUGGCAGUGGCUUCUACUCUGAGUUUGAGAGUAGAGAAUCAGGAGUAGGUGGAGGACUUUAUGACGGCAUGGCUCUGCCAGACCACUUCCUGAGACAGUACUAUUUCCAGAAGGUGAACAGUGGCAGUGAGAACCAAGGAGUAAAGGACAGUCUGUUGGUCUAUGACUUCGAGGGUCAGGGCUCCUCUGCUGGCUCAGUGGGCUGCUGCAGCCUCCUGGAGUCUGACACUGACCUGCAGUUCCUCGAUGACCUCGGGCCAAAGUUCAAGACCCUGGCUGAGGUGUGUGGCGGCAAGAAGAUCUCAACAGAAGUCAAACAAGCCUUGACUCCACUACCCACUCCCUCUGUUAAUACCAAGAGCUCAGUAUCAAGUGUGGUGACUACCCAGCAGCUCCCUCCUCCACCCCAGCAGCUCCCCCCUCCACCCCAGCUGCAGCCAGCCAUCCCCAAAACAGUUCAGAAUGUGGUCAGGGAGACAUCUCAGAGUUCUCAGGUGGUGAAGGAAAACACAGCUACAGUGAGACAAGGGAUGGCCAUGGCAAAGCAAGGAAUGGUAAAUCAAUGUCAGAUGCUCCUGCUGCAGCAGCAACAGCCUGUCUACUACACCACCACCCCUGUGAUGCAGCCAAUGCACUACGUAGUCCAGCCACAGGCUCAGAACACCAUGCUGCUGGCUGAGGCACCAGCCACCAACCUGCAGGGCAUGGUACUGGUUAACAGCACUCAGAGUGGUCCUGCCCAAGGCAUGGUUAUUCAGGGACAGACAGUGAUGUCCACUGGACAAGCCCAGGGUCCCAGCAUGGUCCUGGUGGGGAGAAGUGGGGUCGAGGGGGGUGGUGCCAACCUGAUCCACACUGGCAACCUCUCUGGCUCUCAGACAAUGAUGGUCAUGGAGGGCAAGGUCCCUGCAGGGUCAGUGAAAGUGCUGAAGGGGAGCCAGACCUCCCUUCUGCAAGGGGGCACUCUACAAUCAGGAGGACUUUCAGGAUCUCAGAGAGUCCUGGUGGUUGGAGGGCCACUAAGCAGUGGAGGGCAGCUGGUCCAGGAGGCAGGGGGUCUUUCCAAGAGCAGUGACAGCUCUGGCUCUCAAAAUGUUCUUUACAGCAAGGGCCGCACAUCUGCUGUCUCACAGAGCAGCUUAUUGGGCUCAUCUGCAACCACUGUGGGCACAGUGCCCACCUACAGCAAGGUGAUGGUGCAGGAGAAGUUCACGGAACUGUAAAAUGGAGAAUGUCGGUUUAAUGUGGGUCACACUUCUGACAAUCUUAAGGGGAGACACUCUAUAUCAGUUUAUUGGUGGAGGGUGUGAUGCAGCAGUUUACAUGGAAUCAAGCUACAUGUUUAUGCACAUUCAUACUACAGCUUCUACUUUAUUCCAAAAUAUGCUAAUGAACAACCUCUAUGGUUUGUUCUGGCCAUUGCUUAGUUUGUUUUGGCAGUGAUAUUUUUGUCAACAUGUUCUGCACUGAUAAUUGUCUGUGUUUCUCUAAAUUCUUGUGGCUCACACAGCAUGGCCAGAAUUUAAUCAAGAGAAUGUCAGUAUUUCAAAUGAUUUUUCAUUAUUGGCCACAACGCUGGAAAACCAGUGGAGCAUUAACAGAAAGAACAGUCCUCAAAAACUUUGAGCUGGCUUGGUCCAAACAUAAUAAACACUAAAAGUAGAAAUCUUGAUUUAAGCAUUUUUGUUGUGAGCAUGUUACAAUGCUGCAAUUGUUACCACAGCAACGUCAGUGCUCUGUAUCUUGAAUCAGUGGCAGCAGGGUGCAACCCUUCCUUCAGCUACCUGCCUGGAGUGUUGUGCAAGUUCACACUUCAAAACAGCUACGUAAAGGUUCAGUUCACACAGAUUGAAAUGACCUGGUUCUUUUCCAGAGUUCCCAAUUUUGAAUUUCGAACCGGGUCAGUCAGGGUUAUGGAGGUGUAAAAUGUGCAUGUCGUAAUGCCUCUGUCGUAAUGUAAUGACCAAACAUCCUGUGCAGGCUUGUUCCCUCCCACUGCUAGAGUGGUGGGGUGAAAAUACGUUAUCAUAUACUAGAGGACAAAACACCAUUGAAAGAAACAGCCAGAUCAGAAAACACAACCACUUGAUCAUAGUACUGUGGUUUGUCAGACUGAUUGUCAUUAAUUGUUGUUAUUAUAUGGCUGACGUUAACUCUUUGGAAUGGUCCUUGUUUAUAGUUACUUGUCAUUCUGCCAAGCUAAUGCUAUUGCCACAUUUUUUUUAAGCAGAAGCACUUUUAAGCAUAUCAUAAAACUCUGUGUGUGCGUGUGUGUGUGUGUUUUUGUGUGUAUGUUUAUACAUAUGGUGAAACAUGGGUUUCAUUCAUUACUAUGGAGAGCAAUGCUUAUGCAGUGGCAUUAAUUUGGAGAUAAUGUCUCUCUCAGGGAUGUCCAAUGGAAUGCAUUUAUGUCACACUCGCUUACUUUAAUAAACUCUUGAAUUCUUUAUGGAACACUUUAGGUCAAUGAUUGUUGUAUGUCCUUUUGUGUUAGAAUGGUAUAUUAUGUUACAGUGUAUGACAAGCCUUUAGUGUUUUGGGUUUUUUUUUUUUUUUUGGCAAUAACUGGAUCUCUAACAUGCCAUGAUUAUGGUCUGUCAUGACAAGAACACUACCUAAAGGAAUGAGGAAGAUCAGGCAAACGCAGGCACACAGCAGUAUAUAGACAGAUCUGCAUACUAUCCCAGUCAACUUUCAUUGGCUCCCUGUCUGGUUCUGAUGGCUACAUAUUUGUAUGGUUUGCUGAGAGCUUACAGAAUAGCCUGUGAGGCUGAUCACAUCAGUGGAGUUCUCUGAGGAUGACAAAAGUUGAGCACAUCACUGCAGUUUCAACAUCAAUAAUUAAUUAUAUAACUACAUUUGAGCCUUGAGUCCAUCCUGAAUUAUACACAUUCAGCAAGGAGUACAUGGUGGUGAAAGACACGUGUAAGACAAAAAGUACAAAUAAAGAUAUACUUAUUUACACUGACUUGGAAAUCAUGUUAUUGUUGUUGAGAGUAGUGCACUAUGGCAGGCUUAGGGGUAAGUCAUUGAGAGGCUAUAAUUACAUGUCUAUGGCAGUGCUUUAAGUGGUCCGGUACGCAACGGUACGGAGUACCGGCACUUCUCAGAUUCUCUGAUUCACCUGUUGCCAGUAUUGCCAGUGUAUUUCUUUUAAACAUGUAAAAAGCA
Acanthopagrus latus (yellowfin seabream) is the source of this 7103-nucleotide messenger RNA. It is a transcript of the gene dsg2.1, whose product is annotated as desmoglein 2, tandem duplicate 1. The record is from RefSeq and is a predicted model, not a curated record. NCBI's taxonomy places the organism in Eukaryota, Metazoa, Chordata, Actinopteri, Spariformes, Sparidae. The transcript has 14 exons. Gene Ontology annotation, molecular function: calcium ion binding. The coding region runs from base 1619 to 5155 and encodes 1178 amino acids. Gene Ontology annotation, cellular component: desmosome; plasma membrane. Gene Ontology annotation, biological process: homophilic cell-cell adhesion.